CGUGUUGAACAUUUCAUGUAAAAUCAAAUAUUCUAAUUGUCAAGUCUUUAUCCAGUUUAGCACAAUAGCUACUUUUGGGGAUGCUAUAAUAGCUGGUCCAGUCGCAAUUUCACUUAUGAAUUACGCCCUUAUAGUUUCUUAUCAUCCUCAACAAUAUCGACUUCUUAAAUCAUAUAAGCUAGCAAACUUUUUCGGAUUGAGACCAGAUUUUCUUGAUUUUAAUACGUUUGCAAUUAGCACAGCUAGUAGCCCCUUACAAUCGGACGAAAUUUACCCUGAUCUUGCUAGAGAGCUUUACGACGGUUUAUUUGUUUUACGAAAAGAUGCACGUAUUAGAGAAAUCAAGACUGAAGUAAUGCAACACACUGUAAUUUCGUCUAUUGCUCUGGCUGGUGGUGGUUAUAGCGUACUUACAGGAGUAUACGUCCUAUUAUUUGGGAUGUCAAAGGUAUCUCCUUGGGGAAUUGCUCAUAUUAUUCCAAUGUACGUCAAACGCAAGCAACAAUCUAAAAAAAACGACGAAGAGAAUGCUGACUCUAUAAAUGAGAAAAUCGAGGAAGGCGCUAGGAACAUAUUCAAAUUGAAUUCUUUGCCAGGCAAAAAGUUUACUCCUCUCGAUCCAACGGAGAUGUCAAAUCCCUAUUCAAAUGUUUCAGAGAGCAUACCACAAGAAGCGUCUUUCAUGCUACCAACUCAUAUCGACAUUGAUGAGAGUAAUACAGUAACAAAGAGUGUAUUACUAAAUAAUAAAUGUGAAACGUCAAGUAAACCGAACAAUAUAAAAGAAAAUCAAGACAGCAAAGAAUUGAUUAAACUUAGAAAAGAAACAGCGAUGUUAGCAACUGAGAUGAAGGAGUUAAAAAUAAUAUUAUCAGAAUAUUUCAUAGAUACAAAGUAUAUGGAUCAGCUACGUUUUAAAAAGAAGCCUACCUCGUCUUCUGACGACCCAGAGUUAAUUUUUAAUUAAACUCAUAGCGUGUAACGUUAGUUAUGUAACACAAUUACAUAUAAUUCUAACUAGUUUUAUGUCAAUAAAAACCAUGGUGCGCAUGAUU
Messenger RNA from Mucor mucedo, 1055 nucleotides. RefSeq lists its product as uncharacterized. The transcript has 5 exons. The coding region runs from base 116 to 967 and encodes 283 amino acids. The record is from RefSeq and is a predicted model, not a curated record. Lineage: Eukaryota; Fungi; Mucoromycota; Mucoromycetes; Mucorales; Mucoraceae.